Molecule: messenger RNA, 868 nt
Organism: Neltuma alba
Lineage: Eukaryota; Viridiplantae; Streptophyta; Magnoliopsida; Fabales; Fabaceae
Product: non-specific lipid-transfer protein 4.1-like
Exons: 3
Coding region: 49-564 (171 amino acids)
Biological process (GO): lipid transport
Molecular function (GO): lipid binding
Source: RefSeq, a predicted model, not a curated record
ACCCUUUUGUCCCGUCAGCCCUCCAACACUGCCAAAGUAACCCAUCCAAUGGCACCAAGAAGAGUCCAGAUGGUGCUAACAGUGUCCCUUGUGGUGGCUCUCUGGGGACUUACAGCGGCUCAGAAUGAUUCUAGCUGCAACAACGUGCUCAUAAGUCUGUCUCCUUGCCUAGACUACGUAACAGGAAACGCCCCUCUUCCUUCCUCUGCUUGUUGCUCCCAGCUUGGCUCUGUGGUGAGUUCACAGCCACAGUGCCUUUGCGAGGUCGUCAAUGGCGCCGCCUCAUCGGUGGGUAUCAACAUCAAUCAGACUCGGGCUUUGACACUCCCUACUGCCUGCGGAGUCCAGACACCUCCUCUUAGCAUUUGCGAAGCUUCUUCUCCUACAAGUGAUUCUCCUGCUGUAACGACAAGUUUCCCUUCAGGAAAUGGGUAUAGUACUUUCUCAUCAACCAGUGGGAAUGGCAGAAGCUCGUCUCUUGGGAAUUCCGUUAAACAGCCAUCUUCUCUGCUGGGCUUCUUCACCUUUGUGACAUGUCUGUGUUUUGCAUUAACUUGGAAGUGAGCGAUCUCGGCGGGCUUCUUUAGAUUGAUGUUGUCAUCUGGGGUUUACUUCUGUAUAAUCUAUAAAUAGUCAAGUAUAUGACGGGUUUCUCAGUUUACUUUUCUUGCUUCUUACAGCUGCUUAUUAUAUCGCUACAGUCUCAUUCCCUUUUGUGCUUGUAAAUUGUUAUUGGGUUUAUUUGAAAUUGCUUCUGUCAUUUUUUCUAACCUCUCAUAAGAAAUGUACGGAUGUACCCUCUCAAAAUUAACUGACAAUAUAUGAUGGGAAAGAAAGAGAAGGACACUGCAUCUCCAAUUUAAUGUAA